AUGGGAGAUGAAGAUUGGGAAGCAGAAAUCCUCAAACCUCAUGUGUCUCCCUAUGUUCCUGUAUUUGAAAAGGAUAAAUAUUCUUCUGGAGCAAAUGGAGACACUUUUAACAGGACUUCAGCUUCAUCAGAAAUGGAAGAUGGACCGUCUGGAAGAGAUCAUUUCAUGAGAAGUGGAUUUUCCUCUGGAAGGAAUUUGGGAAACAGAGAUAUUGGCGAGUCUAGUAAAAGAGAGAAUGCACCUACAACUGGUGGCUUUGGAAGAGGAAAGGGUUUUGGAAACAGAGGUUUUUUAAAUAACAAGUUUGAAGAAGGUGAUAACUCUGGUUUCUGGAAAGAGUCUAAUAAUGACUGUGAAGAGAAUCAGACUCGGAACAGAGGUUUUUCCAAGAGAGGCGGCUAUCAAGAUGGGAAUGACUCAGAAGCAUCAGGGCCAUUCAGAAGAGGUGGAAGAGGUAGUUUCCGAGGUUGCCGUGGAGGAUUUGGUCUAGGAAGACCAAAUAGUGAAUAUGACCAAGAUCAGGGGACACAGCGUGGUGGUGGCCUUUUUGGUUCUAGGAAGCCAGUAGCAAGUGAUUCAGGCAAUGGUGACACUUACCAAAGAAGUGGAACUGGGCGAGGUGGUUACAAAGGUUUAAAUGAAGAAGUAGUAACAGGCUCUGGAAAGAAUUCUUGGAAGUCAGAAGCUGAAGGAGGAGAAAGCAGUGAUAUUCAGGGUCCAAAAGUGACAUAUAUACCACCUCCUCCACCAGAGGAUGAAGAUGCCAUCUUUGCACAUUAUCAGACAGGCAUAAACUUUGAUAAAUAUGACACCAUUCUUGUAGAAGUAUCUGGACAUGAUGCACCACCAGCAAUUUUGACUUUUGAAGAAGCUAAUCUCUGUCAGACAUUGAAUAACAACAUUGCUAAAGCUGGCUAUACUAAGCUUACGCCUGUGCAGAAAUACAGCAUUCCUAUUGUAUUAGCAGGACGAGACUUGAUGGCUUGUGCUCAAACAGGGUCUGGAAAGACUGCAGCUUUUCUCUUGCCUAUUUUGGCACACAUGAUGAGGGAUGGAAUAACUGCCAGUCGCUUUAAAGAACUUCAGGAACCAGAGUGUAUUAUUGUAGCACCAACUCGAGAAUUGAUCAACCAAAUUUAUUUGGAAGCCAGAAAAUUUUCUUUUGGGACUUGUGUAAGAGCUGUUGUCAUAUAUGGGGGAACGCAGUUUGGGCAUUCAAUUCGACAGAUAGUACAAGGCUGUAAUAUAUUAUGUGCUACUCCAGGGAGGCUGAUGGAUAUCAUAGGUAAAGAAAAGAUUGGUCUCAAACAAGUCAAGUACUUGGUUUUGGAUGAAGCUGAUCGAAUGUUGGAUAUGGGUUUUGGACCAGAGAUGAAGAAGUUAAUUUCUUGUCCAGGAAUGCCAUCAAAGGAACAACGCCAAACCCUUUUAUUCAGUGCAACCUUUCCAGAAGAAAUCCAGAGGUUGGCUGGGGAGUUCUUAAAGUCAAAUUAUUUGUUUGUUGCUGUUGGACAAGUGGGAGGAGCAUGCAGAGAUGUUCAGCAGACCAUUCUUCAAGUUGGCCAGUAUUCAAAAAGAGAAAAACUUGUCGAGAUUCUACGAAAUAUAGGUGAUGAAAGAACUAUGGUUUUUGUUGAAACCAAGAAAAAAGCAGAUUUCAUUGCAACUUUUCUUUGUCAAGAAAAAAUAUCAACUACAAGUAUUCAUGGUGAUCGGGAACAGAGGGAGAGAGAGCAAGCUCUUGGAGAUUUUCGCUGUGGAAAGUGCCCAGUUCUUGUUGCUACUUCAGUAGCUGCCAGAGGGCUCGAUAUUGAAAAUGUUCAGCAUGUUAUCAAUUUUGAUCUUCCUUCUACCAUUGAUGAAUAUGUUCAUCGAAUUGGGCGUACUGGGCGUUGUGGAAAUACUGGCAGAGCAAUUUCUUUUUUUGAUACUGAAUCUGAUAAUCACUUAGCACAGCCUCUAGUUAAAGUACUAUCAGAUGCUCAACAGGAUGUUCCUGCAUGGUUAGAAGAAAUUGCCUUUAGUACAUACGUGCCUCCCAGCUUCAAUAAUAGCACGAGAGGAACUGUGUUUGCAUCUGUUGACACUAGGAAGAGCAAGAACACUUUGAAUACAACAGGGAUUUCUUCUUCACAAGCUCCCAAUCCAGUCGAUGAUGAGUCAUGGGAUUAA
Psammomys obesus (fat sand rat) is the source of this 2172-nucleotide messenger RNA. It is a transcript of the gene Ddx4, whose product is annotated as DEAD-box helicase 4. The transcript has 21 exons. Gene Ontology annotation, cellular component: nucleus; P granule. Bases 1 to 2172 code for a protein of 723 amino acids. NCBI's taxonomy places the organism in Eukaryota, Metazoa, Chordata, Mammalia, Rodentia, Muridae. The record is from RefSeq and is a predicted model, not a curated record. Gene Ontology annotation, biological process: gamete generation; cell differentiation. Gene Ontology annotation, molecular function: RNA binding; RNA helicase activity; ATP binding.